This is a messenger RNA of Bombus terrestris (buff-tailed bumblebee), 5799 nucleotides long. RefSeq names its product hemicentin-1 (gene dpr12). The record is from RefSeq and is a predicted model, not a curated record. Gene Ontology annotation, cellular component: neuron projection membrane. NCBI's taxonomy places the organism in Eukaryota, Metazoa, Arthropoda, Insecta, Hymenoptera, Apidae. Gene Ontology annotation, biological process: synapse organization. Bases 1395 to 2285 code for a protein of 296 amino acids. The transcript has 7 exons.
GCGAGAGGGCGCUCCCCUCUCUUUCGACGUGCGCGGUACCCGAGCCUCGGAAAUUCUGAAAGCGGUUCGCGCCUGUGCAACUCGCGCGGGGGUGGCAAGGGACCGAAAAUCGAGGUGAAAGGAAACUCCGCGGAUCCGGCCUAAGGGUCUCUCCUAGGGCUGGUGCGUAUUCGGUUCUGGGUAGAAUUUUUCGACGUGCGUCGUUGAGUAACGACGUGUGCUCACCUGAUUAAAAGAAACACCUGCGUUCGUUCGUCAUCGACGAGGAGGGACGAAUCAUAAAAUAGCAAAGUACGAACGCGUCGCGUUGCCGCGUCUCUGGCCCCGUUACUUGAUUCGCGAGUACGCGUAAACACGCACACAGGUACGCGCUUAGUCGCGUUCGUUGUGGGCAAAUCGGUGUGUGACCACAGUGACACAUCACGAUACAUUCGGAUUUACAUAUCUCAUCCGUGGCUCGUUCGGUUCUUCCUCCGUUUCUCGCGACCCUAUCGUGUGUGUGUAUUUGACCCGAGGACGUCGUCGCGCGAGAGAUAAGCUCUUCUCACGACGCUGAACAACGAACAACGAACCGAGUGACGAACGAGUGGAGAAAGAGAGAGAGAGAAAAAUAAAGAGACAACAUUUAUACGAAACCUCUGAUACCCCAACGACGACUACGGCGGUGGAAUCGUUCGAUCGCUGUGGUGGUGGUUUCUUCCUCGCGUGACACACUUUUGUCGUCAGAGAAGAGAAGCUCUUCUUCUUUGCCAGAUUUAACGCGAAUCAGGGAACACUAAGGUUGAGACUUGUUCGUCGACGUAUAUCCGUCAGUAAGUGCGAGAAAUCCAUCGUAAAAUCCUCUCAGUGAUAGUUUGCUUCUUCUGUGUAUCGUGAAUGUGCAGCUGUGAAUCAGUGAUCGUUUGGAAGAAAGGAAAAGUUUUUUCUUGGUGUUUUUGACUGAGAGAAAGGAACCGUUGUCGUUUCCUUCUUUCUUUUCUGUCUCAUUCUCGUUGUUCGCUUCGGAUAAAUUACGUCACGAGAAGAGGCAACAUCUGAUCGUGAUCGAGUGACUCCAGUAAAAAUCGUGAUUGUUGAGUGGUUAACGCCGUGCCAUUUGCGAACUCGCCAGGAUUUUCCAUUAAAGACCAGUGUGGAUCGUAAGUCCCGAAUACGGGGGUAUCAUGUAUCCCCGAUUGCGGCCCUCCUUUGAGGGUUAAAUUCUCGCCGAUUUCAACGUCUCGGCUUCGCCGUCUCGACUUAAUCCUGCGCUACCGUGUAAUUGUGUACUCUGGAACUAGACCGAACUACGUCUUCUUAAGGACUACCCGAUUUCGGCGCAAAGAGCUGGUCCCACUGAGGACUAACCGUGUACCACAUCCCCGCGCUGAAAGAGGAUUCGAAACCUCGCAAGGAUGCGGGACCGGCUAUCGUGGUACAUGGUCUUUUUGAUCCUGCCGACAAUUCUUCUGGCCAGGUCGCUCGAUAAAGAUCGACGCGUUCCUUACAGCAUACCGGCAGACUGGAAGGCGUUGUGGUUCAGUAACCUGGACGAUCUGCAAAGAGUAAAUGAUGCGAACGAUAACAACACCGUCUCGAAUGUCACGGUGCAGUUGGGUGGAACCGCGUUUUUGCAUUGCAAAGUUCGAAAUUUGGCAGAUAGAACGGUAUCCGACGCUGAGAUAUCCUGGAUACGACGACGUGACUUCCACGUCCUGACCAGCUCCACGUUCACGUAUACGAACGACGAGCGGUUUCAAGUUUUGCAUCCCGAAGGCUCGGACGACUGGACUCUUCAGAUCAAGUAUGUUCAGGACAGAGACAAUGGGACCUACGAAUGUCAGGUCGCGAGGAGUACAGGGAUACUAUCACACUUUGUCAAUCUAAACAUAGUUAUACCAGAAGCAUUUAUAUUAGGAAGCGGUGAACAUCACGUGGACGUAGGAUCCAUUAUAAACCUCGUAUGCAUAAUAGAAAAGAGUCCAACACCGCCGCAAUAUGUUUUCUGGUAUCACAAUAAUCGAAUGAUAAAUUACGAUACUACGCGGGGCAGCACCGUAACCGUACAAACCGAUUCCAGCUCGACUCAAAGUCGACUGACGAUUCACCAUGCGGUGGAAUCGGACACAGGCAAUUAUACGUGCAGCGCCUCGAAUACCAAGCCGGCAUCCAUCUAUGUCUUUGUCACAGAAGGUGACAAAAUGGCUGCGAUACAGCGCCGCAAGACGUCGGCCGCCGAGAAAAAUUUCUGUGAAUUGCUAGUACUAAUUGUCACCAUUGCGAUAGAGAUCGUUUUAACGCGAUAAGCGUUUCUCUUCGAUAUGUCCAUAAUUAUUAUAUCGUUACUUCCGUUUGUGAUAGAUAGGCCACUAUUCUGCGAUUUUAACCCUCUAUUCACACUUUCCUUCUUUCCCUUUUAAAAGCUGAAGACAUCGUCGUACCACGCGAUCUUUUAUUUCUCUCUUUGUUCAUCCUUCCUAAUCCUUUGUCUUGUUAUCUCUAUUUCCAUAUAUCAUCAUUGUCAUCUUUGUUUCUUUUCUUCGUCUUCUUCUUCUUCCUUUUGCUCUUUCUUUUCUUCUUCUUCUUCUUCUUUACUACGUUCAAUUAGCCGCGAUCGAACAAUCGUUAAGUCUUAUCAUGUUUUUCUUCAUGGUAAUUUUUUUCUUUUCCGUUUCAACGCCGAGGUUGCCGCCGGCUGAAUCAUUUCGACAUACGAGAUUUUCAUGGUAGAUCGUUCUAAGUAUCCACGUGUUCAUCAACACAUGGCCGAAAUUAUAAAAAUACUCGCGAGUAAUCGCGAUUUCUCUCUCUUUCUCUUUCUCUUUUAUCUCUCUCCCUGUCCAUUCCCUAACUUCUGGUUGCGUCUGUCACCUUCUGCAGAAGUAUAAAAUAAUUUUAAAUAACGCAAAUUCUUCCUCCCACUGUGAGAGGACAACGUUCCGGAAAGUCAAAUUCUCCGUGACGAAUGAACGAAACGCGUGAUGCAAAGUCACGCGAGAUACGUAUCGAACAGAAGCACUGUCUUAGUUAAUCCUCCAAGGAACGAAUCAAGUGCAAUAAAUUUAAGUACGUAUUAUAAAAUAUAGUAUUAUAUCGUUGACGUUCGUAACACGCUCUAUCCUUGUUUAUCAUAAUCUUGUUUUCAGCGUGAGAUAUUCGUUAUUAAACUACAUUUGAAAACAAAAAAAAAAGACAAAAAUCUGUGAUCGUGUCAGUUUUUAUAUAGCGAUAAACUGUUUUACAGAUUUCAUUGUUUGUACGGCGUACUUUACCAUCGAAGUCUUUUCGAAACCGGCGGCACACAUCGUUUCUCGGUAAAAAAAAAAAAAGAAGAAAGGAACGAAAAUCAAUUAGUCAUGAUAUUCCUCGAAAGCAAUAUGGAUCCAUGGAUCGCGUCAAGUUAGGUUUAUGUACCGGGUUUAUCCUCUUAAAAAAAUUACAAUAGAUCCGUUUAAUGGUCGUGAGCAACAGUUCUACGUCGUGGCAGUUUUCUACAAAGUUUUGCGCCGCUUUCGUUGAACGAACGACAAUGAGAUAUUACGGCAACAGACACGAAUUAAUCAAAAGGCGGUCGGUGAAUUAAAGUUUGAGAUUGACGGUGUUACCGAGUGUCGCAACGAAUUUGCGGGGCUUUACAUACCUUUUAACAACCUCCGGCCCUUCCGGUUCGAUUCUCGUUCUACGUUCUUGUAAUUAAUCACCUCUCAGGACGUUUCAAUUCCACUUUAUCCGACGCGAAUCUAGCCUACCUUUUGUAGUUCGUACAUGCAACCUGUAAUCGCGAGAUCGAUACUCCAUGUGUGUACUUCUUGCGUUCUUCUUUGUGAUUAAUAUCGUUGCUACGUAUAUGUGUUAUUACCAGAACAAAUAUUGAAGAAAUUUCAUCGUUUACGAAUAAUUUGUGUUAUUUUUCAAAAAUUUACUCGAGAUUUUUAUGAACGAUCGAGAUCGAAUAUAAUGUUAUAUUCCUAAGUGUAACAACCGAGGUAAAUAAUAUAGAGUUUAAAACAGUGAAUGUAAAAUGUAUGAAUACGGUAUUUCCAACAUAUCGACGUCGUUUCUAUUUCCGUUUUGAUUUUGAAACGCAACUGCCAAAAUUCAGUAUUCCAUGCCAACUCAUCCUAAGGUGCUGCUACACGAAUAAUUGUACAAAAUACUAUAUACUUUUAAUUAUUCUUCGUUCUAAAAUAAGCCUUGGAUAAAAAGAGAAGUAUUGCGAAGGAUAGAAAGAAAAAAAAACCUCGACAGAUUUUUUUACACGAUUUAUCACUAACUUUCGACUUCCUAGUAGAAACUGUUGUACACUUACCAACAUUUCGUCUGCAUUUGACAAUGAUUUUUAAGCAGCACAGAACGACGUUACAUAUCGUGAAAAACUAAAUCCUUGCCAUUGUUCUGAAAAGAUAAAACCCCAACUAAGAGAGAGAGAAGAAAAGGAAAAGACGAGGGAAAGAAAUAGAAAGUCGCGUAAAUGGAAAAGCUUAAAUGCGGACGAAAGGUUAAAAACAGGGAUCAAACGACAAGUAUUAUAUCUAGAAAUGUAACAGGAGAUGUUUGAUAAAAUCCAGGGCAAGCGAGAAACUGCCAUAUUGUUUGACGUAGCAAGACCUUCGGGCUGAAACGUUUCAUAAAUUUCGAUUUUACAACUGUUCGAAACAAAUCUGCGUACUAGUUAGAAACUCUGAAUAUAUAAUACAUAUAUAUAUAUAUAUAACGAAGUUUUCUUAUUCCAAGUAAACGAUUCACGUGAGCAGGAUCGCGUGCGUAUCGCGUGACACCGCUAUCGAUUGAAUAAAGAAACGUAGAGGAUGAACGGGGACUAAGGGAAGAAAGCAUAAUAAAAGAAGCCAGGACACACGAACUCUCGAUUCGAUCGAUUCAUUCAUUCGCUUCCUUGCUUUCACAUUGUGUAUCCAUCGUGAUAAAAAUUAUUUGCAGAACGAUGCCUUUCCUCGAGAAACUUUUCCAUUUCAUCUUUUAUGAUUUCAAAAAAUCCCAUUCAACUUCGAACACAUCGUUCACGCAAUAUUGAAGUAUAAGAGAGACCUCAGAAGCUAGUCGAUCGUAACUAUUUAAUAACUCGGAUCACGAUUUAUGAAGCUAGGCUAAACUAAACAAGAGAAACGAUAUUGUAUGCGUUAACAAAAAAAAAAAAAGAAAAAACGAAGAAAAUGAAUAAUCGAAGGAACAAUAAGUCUUUGAGGACAUUCUUCGAUACAGUUUUGUCUGAAUCUUCUAGAGAAUAAACGAAAUACAAUACAAGUGCGAGAGAAAGAGAGAGCGAAAAAAAUAUUAUCUUGAUCUCUUUCAAAGUAAGCAACAAGUUUAAUAGAGACAUAAGAUCAGUAGGAUAAUAAACGAUAAGACUUUAAUACUCGAAAACAAUUCGAUCGCAAUUUUACGCGUUCUGCGUGUACAUCUCAAAACAUCGAUAGUGUAUCUGCCAUAGAAAAUCUCUGUGUACUUCAGCGUCACACUGUAUACAACUUCGUAUAAUGUUUUUAUAAAUUAAGUUUGUUGUAUGAAAAUGGAAGGAAAUCGACACGUUAUCGGUAAUUGAAUGUCAUUCGAUUCGUUCCUUUGUUUUCUUUUUUUUUUUUUUAAAUUAAGAUAGGCGUUUGCGUAACUCGAAACACCGACACACGUAUACACACACACAUACAAACACAUGGUGAAUGAAAAGAGAAAAAAAGAAAAGGAAAUUUCGUACGUUGCUUAACGUUCGCCCGCCUUCUUACGAAUCUUUGUGUCCUUUUAUUUCGAACAAUUAUCCGCAAAUCCGUUGAAACUGAAUUUUAAUAAAAUCCACAAUAUAAAAUA